UGUUGUGUGGCCGCCGGCAGACGGAACUGAAAUCGAACAGAACUUGUUUCCCUGAUCAGUCGGGCAUGUUUUUCCAGCGCACAGCAUACAGACUCAAGCAUGGACGAGAGCGCGCAGCGAAUACUGGAGUAUUUGACUGAGGUAGAAGUUGCUGCAGAAGAUAUUCUCAGUGACAAACAACAGAUAGUGGAUCUGGAUUCGCGGAGAAACAGAAAUCGAGAAGCACUCGGCGCUUUACGAAACCAUUCCUCAAACGAUAAUGUGAAGGUGUGUUUUGGAAAUAUGUUCAUCAAAUUCCCCCAAGAAAGUACCAGAUCCAUGAUCCUUAAAGACCAAGAGCAGCUUGACAAGGAAAUAUCUGACCUCCGCAAACAACUAAAAGCAAAAGUAAAUCGUCUCAAUGACUUGCAAGGAAAGCCUGAACUCAGAGGAUACAACCUUUCUCCUUUGAGCAAUGAUGAGAUUAAAGCCAUUAGCACCCUCCUUAAGAAAUAAUAUUCACUAGCUUCUGGGACCGUCUCGAACCUGAGGGUAACGUUUGGACUGUUACCUGUGCGUCUGAGCUCUGAAGUGUCCACAAACCGCCUGCGACUUUACUAACUCUGCAGAAGAAUAUUUUUCAUUGACUAUCGGUGACUGGCUCACAAAAUCUGUCUUCAUCAUUCAUUGCUUUUAUAAACACAAUUGUUGAACAGAGUAAGCCAAAAUAAUGCUAAAAUACUUGGGUGGGUAUUUCCACAACAUGUAGCCAGUUGUUUGUUACUUUCACAGGUUUUGUUAUAUAUGGCAAGUAAACAGAUUAUUAUUUUUUUUUUUCAAUAAAGUGUCUGUCAAAGUCUGUAAACUCAUUUCUGCACUAAUUAUGUGGGAUUUAUAUGUUGUAAAAUUAAAAUGUAUUGUUUUGAAUAAAAUAAAUGAUGCAUAGCUGA
Messenger RNA from Cyprinus carpio (common carp), 929 nucleotides. RefSeq names its product p53 and DNA damage-regulated protein 1-like. Gene Ontology annotation, biological process: protein folding. Gene Ontology annotation, cellular component: prefoldin complex. The record is from RefSeq and is a predicted model, not a curated record. NCBI's taxonomy places the organism in Eukaryota, Metazoa, Chordata, Actinopteri, Cypriniformes, Cyprinidae.